Astyanax mexicanus (Mexican tetra) is the source of this 3002-nucleotide messenger RNA. RefSeq names its product cytochrome P450 1A1. The record is from RefSeq and is a predicted model, not a curated record. Gene Ontology annotation, molecular function: iron ion binding; heme binding; oxidoreductase activity, acting on paired donors, with incorporation or reduction of molecular oxygen, reduced flavin or flavoprotein as one donor, and incorporation of one atom of oxygen. Gene Ontology annotation, biological process: progesterone metabolic process; hormone biosynthetic process. The transcript is spliced from 8 exons. Bases 139 to 1725 code for a protein of 528 amino acids. Lineage: Eukaryota; Metazoa; Chordata; Actinopteri; Characiformes; Acestrorhamphidae.
AAGAUUACUGCUCUCAAGCACUGCAGCGCUUCAUCCAAACACUGCAAAUCUGACUCAACACCCCCAAACACAGAGAGCAUCCAGCCUGAAGUCUGCUACUGGAGUUUCUCACUGACGUCGCUGUAGAAAGUGAAAACCAUGCCCCUGGCAGUCAUACCAUUGUUCGGCCCCAUCUCCAUCUCGGAGAGUCUGGUGGCGAUGGUGACGAUAUGUACGGUCUACCUCCUCGUCCAAUUGUCUCGAGAAAGGAUCCCUGCAGGUCUUAAGCUGCUUCCAGGCCCGCAGUCAAUUCCAAUCAUUGGGAAUGUGAUGGAACUUGGGUUGAACCCUCACCUCAGCCUGACCACCAUGAGCAAGCGAUUUGGCAACGUCUUUAAGAUCCACAUAGGGACUCGACCCGUGGUGGUGCUGAGUGGCGGUGAAACUGUGCGGCAGGCACUCAUCAAGCAGGGAGAUGACUUCGCUGGACGGCCAGAUCUGUUCAGUUUCCAAUACAUCAAUAAUGGCAAAAGCCUGGCCUUCAGCACAGAUCAGGCUGGGGUGUGGCGCCAUCGCCGUAAGCUGGCCCAGAAUGCCCUGCGCUCUUUCUCUACACUAGAAGGCCAAACCCCUGAGUAUUCCUGUGCCCUGGAGGAGCACAUCAGCAAAGAGGGGCUGUACCUGGUGGAGAGACUGCGCAAAGUGACGAAGGCCGACGGCUGCUUCGACCCCUUCCGCCACAUUGUGGUCUCUGUGGCCAACGUCAUCUGUGGCAUGUGCUUCGGCCGGCGCUACAGCCACGACCAUGAGGAGCUGUUGAGUCUGGUGAACCUGAGUGACGAGUUCGGACAGGUGGCUGGUAACGGCAACCCUGCUGAUUUCAUCCCCUUCCUCCGGUUCCUGCCAAGCAAGACCAUGGAGACGUUUGUGGACAUCAACAGGCGCUUCAACAAAUUUGUGCAGAGGAUCGUCAGAGAGCAUUACAGCACUUACGAUAAGAACAACAUCCGUGAUAUCACAGACUCCCUCAUUGAUCACUGUGAAGACAGGAAGCUGGACGAGAACUCCAAUGUCCAGGUGUCUGACGAGAAGAUAGUGGGGAUAGUGAAUGACCUCUUCGGGGCCGGUUUUGACACCGUCAGCACUGCUUUGUCGUGGUCUGUGAUGUAUCUGGUGGCCUAUCCUGAGAUUCAGGAGAAACUUCAUCAGGAGCUGAUGGAGAAGGUGGGAAAUGAUCGUAAACCUUGCCUAACAGACAAAAACAACCUGCCACUCCUCGAGUCUUUCAUUACGGAGAUGUUCCGCCACUCCUCCUUCAUGCCCUUCACCAUACCACACUGCACCACAAAAGACACAUCCCUCAAUGGAUACUUCAUUCCCAAAAAUACGUGCGUGUUCAUCAACCAGUGGCAGAUUAACCACGACCCAGAUCAGUGGAAAGAACCCUCCAUGUUCAACCCAGACCGUUUCCUGAGUGAAGACGGUGUCGAGAUCAACAAGACUGAAGCUGAGAAGGUCAUGGUGUUCGGUCUGGGCAAGCGGCGCUGCAUCGGUGAAUACAUCGGCCGCUCCGAAGUCUUCCUCUUCCUCGCCAUCCUCAUCCAGAGACUAAAGUUCAGCAGCUUGCCAGGAGAGAUGCCAGAUAUGACCCCCAACUACGGCCUCACCAUGAAGCACAGUCGCUGCAUGCUGACCGUCGCUCCGCGGCCAGGCUUCGAAGAAUUCAGCUCAGAGAGUCUGGACUGAGCCAGAUACUGCUGAGUUCAGAAAAGACAAUAAGACAAUGAGAGCUGCUUCUGUAAGGAUGACACUGUGGACAGUAUAGACACUGUGUAGCAUAGUGAUGGUCAUCAUAUGUUAGUGUCUGUGAUAACUGACAGCAUAUUGAUGGAUAUUAUUGCAUCAGAUCUCUCUUACAGAUGGAGAUGCAGAAUGUAGUCACGAGGCUGCUAUGAGGGCAGGGCUGUUAUUUACUAAUUGUGGAAUUCAGGCCAGUUUCUUAGAGUAGGUUUACUGCAUUGUCACGAGGUGAUGCAUGAUUUAGUUGCUGAGAUGAAAGAUAAGUAAUUAAGAAGAAUUUGGCAUGUUUAGAGAAUUAAUGACCAAUUUUCUAAAAUAACCUAAUUUCGAAAACAUGGCUCAAGGUGUCUACAUAGCAAAUCUAGCCUUUUUUUGCAAUUAAUGAGCAGAGAACCCACAUGAACCAACAUGUUUUGGUAAAAUGGUGCUAAAUCUGUUUUAACUGUUAUUUUGGAACUAUUAUGCAUACAUAGAUCUCAUCCGUGAAUUGACUAAAACAUCCAAAAAGGUGAGCUUAUGUUGGUACUUCUCAUUUCAGAGAUGUUCAUUUAGAGAUGAGACUUUAAGGCACAUUACUACGUAUGGUUAAAGUGACUAAAACAUGUAUAGAAAGCUGUAUCAUAUCAUGUACAUACAUACAUACAUACAGUACAUACUUAUAUAACCACAUAUGUAGUGCUGUAGUGACUAGGAGGCCACUCUGCUUAGUGCCUUAUCUUUAUAGUAUUUGUAUAUAUUUUAUAUAGUAUGAAAUGGUUUUAUUGCUAUGAGAAAAUUUGUAUUUUACAAGCUACAAACUUCUUUAUGUUGUGGACAUAACAUUUUCUAUGAAAAACACUGAAGUAAUUUUUUGUAAUAUUUAAGCUCUAUCCCAAAAUGUGACCCAUGUGCUGGUAUUACUGACAAGCAGACUUCCUCGCGUGCCCCAGAAUGUAGAAGCUUUGUACCUAAAUUUUCUUUAUUCCUCAAGGCUCUUAGAUACAGCUCUAGGUAUACAUUAGAACUGCUAUAUUUUCAGUACAGCUAUUCAUUUGUGUAAUAUCUGUUCAUUGCAUAUAAUGAAGGAAGUCAGUCUUAUUUUUUAGAUGUAUUUUUUAUUGACACCAAGCUGUUGUUAAAUAAUGAAUGCAGUAAUGUACAUUGUGCUCUGUAAACUUUGUAAGCUGUUGCGAUGUUUGGCAUAUCUCUACAUGGUGAAAAAUAAAACUGAGAGAAAUACACAA